This is a messenger RNA of Aspergillus terreus NIH2624, 1230 nucleotides long. RefSeq lists its product as uncharacterized. Gene Ontology annotation, cellular component: fungal-type vacuole membrane. Lineage: Eukaryota; Fungi; Ascomycota; Eurotiomycetes; Eurotiales; Aspergillaceae. The record is from RefSeq and is a predicted model, not a curated record. The transcript has 3 exons. Bases 1 to 1230 code for a protein of 409 amino acids.
AUGGCGGUAGGGGAUCUCUACAAGGCCUCCCAGCGGGCCCUCGGCUCCAACAGAGGUGCUAUGGACCCGUCCGAGGAGAAGAAGAGCAAGGGGAUAGCCAGCUCUGCAGGGGUCGAUGUCGAGCAUCUUGAGUCUGUGAGCGUGGACGAGAAGCCAGGGCGAAUUCGAGCCACGAACCAGAAGGUGAAGCGACAUAUACGGCGAUUCUGGUGCUGCUAUCUCAUCGGAGGCAUUGUCUUUUUGGCCAUCUUCCUGCCACUCUUUUUCAUUUACGCCAUUCCGGCAAUCGCACAGCGAAUCGUUGACGACACCUCCCUGCCCGUCUACUCGGCCAAUAUCAUCGAUCCGACGCCGGAAACAGUCACCUUCAGCAUCGACACCGCAUUGACGGUGCCCGCUGGUCUGAAAGUCAAGACGCAGCCCAUUGCACUGAACCUGUUUAACCGCGCGGUGAAGCCGAUGGUGACCUAUCUCACCGUGAAUCUGCCGAGCUACACGCUGGAUGGACACACCAAGAUGCAUGUUACGCAGGCCGACACUAAAAUUCAAGACAUGGACCAAUGGAUAGACACGCUGAACACUGCCGUGUAUAACAAGAACUUCACCCUGUCAGCCAAGGGGACUACGGUUGCGCAUCUGGGGGCGUUGAAGGCGGAUCUCACCCUCGACAAGGACAUCACGCUAGCAGGACUUGACCGACUAAGCGGUUUUUCCAUCCCCAGUGCCCGUCUUGUCAUCCCUGCUGAGGAUGAUGGCACGAAUCUGCGCGGCACGGCUGUCCUGCCGAACCACUCGGUGGUGACCUUUGCCCUGGGCAACGUCACGCUCAAUCUGCAGAGCAAAGACUUGGUGCUCGGCCACGCCCUCAUCCAAAAUGUCGUCCUCAGGCCCGGUAACAACACCGUGGACCUGUCUGGUCGACUGGAGAUUUCUACUGUCCUGAGCAAUCUAGGCCAGAUCCUGGAGAACAGCGCCGAGGCUAUCAGAGAAGGAAGUAUUGAACUCUCCGCCACGGGAAACCAGACCAUCUACAACGGACAGCACAUCCCCUACUUUGAGCGGGUGUUGAACAACCUGACGCUGACGACCCGUGUGCCCAUUAUGAAGCUGUUGCUCGAUACUGUUCAGGGGUUCCUGUCAGGAAGCGGGUCGUCGUUGCUAUCCAACAUUGGCUCCAUGGGCAACGACUUAUCGAACAUUACGGACAUAUUAGGAAACUCGACGUCGUAA